AUGGAUCCCCAAGAGCGCGCCGGGCAUUUCCAACCCGACCCAGAUCAUGUCGCCACGAUGUACGGCGAACUAGGCAAUAAACUGGUGCAACAUGCGAAACGAACACAAUCCCUCGCCCACCUCCCACCCUACCAAACGGAGAUCGUCCGCGCCGUGACCCGCGAAGUCCGCGAUCUAGAGCGAGACACAAUUCGUCUUCUGAAUCCAUUCGAGGGCUCCUUUAAUCCCUCCGCCGACCCAGCAACGGCAUGUACCCUCCUCGUUGACCAUCUAUGCAUGCGCCGGAACAAGCGCUGUCUACUCGCGUAUCAUCGCGUGCGCACAGAAAAACUCGAAGAACUAUGCUGGCUCGGUGUUGAUGUGCUGGAGCAGCAGCAGCCGAGCGAGGGGGGCGAAGAAGGACGCCUUUCACAGUUUGGCGGGGGACAUAGUUCGCUUAGUCCCGAGGAAGAGGAAUAUUUUCGACAGUAUGGCGAUAUGCUUGCUGCGUAUAAGGGACAAUGGACGGAUAUAGAUCUAACGGGGACAUUGGAGCCGCCUAAGGACUUGUUUAUUGAUGUUCGGGUGUUAAAGGAUGCUGGAGAGAUUCAGACGGAAUACGGUCAGCUGUAUGUUCGACAAGGAGAUGUUGAGCGUUUGAUUGCUCAGGGAUUCCUAGAACGGUUAAGCUGA
Molecule: messenger RNA, 672 nt
Organism: Penicillium angulare
Lineage: Eukaryota; Fungi; Ascomycota; Eurotiomycetes; Eurotiales; Aspergillaceae
Product: DNA replication protein PSF1
Exons: 3
Coding region: 1-672 (223 amino acids)
Biological process (GO): DNA replication; DNA strand elongation involved in mitotic DNA replication
Cellular component (GO): GINS complex
Source: RefSeq, a predicted model, not a curated record